Molecule: messenger RNA, 7772 nt
Organism: Protopterus annectens (West African lungfish)
Lineage: Eukaryota; Metazoa; Chordata; Ceratodontiformes; Protopteridae
Gene: SCN4B
Product: sodium voltage-gated channel beta subunit 4
Exons: 5
Coding region: 615-1325 (236 amino acids)
Biological process (GO): regulation of ventricular cardiac muscle cell membrane repolarization; regulation of sodium ion transmembrane transporter activity; cardiac muscle cell action potential involved in contraction
Cellular component (GO): voltage-gated sodium channel complex; membrane
Molecular function (GO): sodium channel regulator activity; transmembrane transporter binding
Source: RefSeq, a predicted model, not a curated record
UUCAGUCAUUGGUAAGGCAGGGACACCGCACUGCUCCUUAGCGCUUUCAAUACAUUAUUGUCUCCUCCUUGCCCCUACCCCUUUGGAGCAGACACUGCUAAACCGGUAUGUUGCACUGAAUUGCAGGAAUGCAGGAGACUGACUUCAGCACUUUUUCGGGGCGGGAGCUGCAUUGCGCCAAACUAUUUGUCAGGACUUCAGCUCGGUUCGGUCCAGAGCCGCAAGGCUGCAGCGACCACCCUGACUUUUCCAUUGGACCUCAAUGAUCCUUAAAAACACCCUGGUACCCCCUUUCACUGCCAGCCUCCUCCCGCAUCUUAACUGUCUCAGGCAACUUUAGUUGGUUCUGCUUUCCAAGACUAACAGCUACUACCAUCCACACCAAAUUGCAGGUGUUUCUUGGAGAUGGACCUUUAUCAGCCCUGUGAUGUCCGACUAGUCUUUUUAUUUUGCACAGAUGAAGUGUGAGCCAGUUAAUGUCAUGUGCUGACGAUCACUUUAUGUUUACUUUUAUACACCUCAGCAUUCUGGGGCUAAUUUUCUGGGGUCGAUACAUAUAAUUUUAACGUUAAGGACAUCAGAGGAAGAGUUUAAACCGCUUGCCGCUGCUGAAGAUGGUGUCCAUACAUCCAUAUCCUCUCUUUCCACACAGAAAGGCGAGGUGCGAGUCCUGCGUGUUUUUGGGGUUUCUGCUUUUCUUUACAGGGUUUUCCUUUUUUCCUGUAACAUCUGCCCUUGAAACUACAGUAGGAAAGAUUAACACCUUUGAAGUACUGAAUGGAACGGACUUUAUCCUGCCCUGCAACUUUGGUACCUGCAUUGGCUUUGAGAAUUUGCUGUUCCGCUGGUAUUUUGAGACUAACACAACAAGGGAUCGGUUAUUGGAGGCAACCAUCAAAGCACCAGGAACUGAGCCACGAAUUACUUUUACAAAAAAUGAUCGCAUCAAGUUUGCAGGGGACAGCAAGAAGAAAAACAUUUCCAUCCUUCUUGAGAAUAUGGACUUUGAAGACUCUGGGAAGUACAUCUGUUUUGUCAAGAACCCAACAGAAAAAGAUGCAAAACAUGAGUCUGUGGUUACAGUCAAUGUUGUUGAUAAAUUGACAACGAAGGAUAACACACUGACCAUCAUGAUCGCUAUGUGCGUGGGUGGGGUGAUCGGUCUCCUCAUUGUCAUCAUGGCCUUGAAAGCCCUUAUACUUUGCAUUAUCAACAAAGUAACUGAAAAGAAGAAAGAAUGCCUUGUGAGUUCCUCAGGGAAUGACAACACAGAGAAUGGACUUUCAGGCUCCAAAGCCGGAAAAAAAGUGCCUCCCAAGGCCUGAUAGAAUGCUAGAUGCAACAUGGGCAAAGAUAACAAGUGUGCUUAUGAUUAACAUAUGUGCCUGUUCCUUAACUCUGUAUGGCUGUGAAAGACUGAAGAGGAAGUAACUCGUUCUGAACAUGAUGGCUGCAUCUACCAUAGAAACUUGGCUAUCUCUCCAAAACAGGGACUAAAAAACAAGUGUUAACACCAUUCUGGAUGUCUACUUUUAAGGGACCUCAAGUACACUUUGACAGGAAGAAGUGGUUUGUCUUGGAGUGCUGCACCCUUUCUUGAAGUCACUUUUCAUCAUGAUGGUUUCUCUGCAUUUCUAGACAUUCUACAACUAGACAAGAACACAGCACACUGACAUGAUUGGGUGCCUCAGUUGGAUGCAAAAAUAAAUACCCACCAGUGUCUGUACUAUACUAUGCAUCUUCCUGGAAUGGUUUGCAAGCUGUAUUUACUAUCUGCAUGGAUGUGUAUGUUACCACAAAAAAAGCUGCCUACGUUUAGACAUCCUAUACCUUAGUCGGAAUUGUUACUAUUUGUUUUUUAUAGAUGUUAAAAGUGAGCUGUAGGUGGCAGCACUUGAUCACUAAUUUAUCUCUGCACUGCACGUGCUUAGGGUGCACUUUAACCAUUUUUUUGCUCAGGGUGCUUAUCUGCUGUAUUAUUCACUUUAUAUUCAAAUUAAUUUGAUAGUUAGCUUUAAAAUGAAUCGAUAGUGCUCUGUUAGAGAUACGGUUUGCUCUCCCUUCUAGUUUAUUCUGCUGUAAACUUCUCUGCUAUAUCCUUCUCCCAUUCAGUGUCUCAGAGAUUCCUUCAUCCCCACAAAGAUAAAGAAUUAGGUUGAAGUCAUGCCCUUGUAAGGCACAUGUAGGCACUGUGUUUGAUGUGAUGUGGGGGUGGAUGCUAGCAUUGGAGUUCCUACCUGAUGCUGUUGCAUGGCAACCAGCUACAGUAACCUGCGUGUCUGUUACCUGCGUCACCCUUGCACUUUGGCCACAAACUGAUUGUUUUUCUGGGGUUUUGGAUAUGAUUUGUGAAAGAUACUGAGAGAAAGCUUUGCUGAAUAGUAUGAACACUGCAUUUCAGCAUUACUUUUUUAGGAGUGUUAUCCCACUCCUAAAUAAAAGCACAAAUCAUUAAAACAGAGUUCUGAUAAUUAUUUCUGUCCUACUCCUACGAGUUCAUUGCAUGAGUUUCUUCUCAUCGGUUUAUCGCAUGAUUUUUACUAGAACAAUAAAUUAUGGUACAUGGGUUUGUUAUAUAAAACCUGCUGUUUUAUCUUCCUGAACUAAGGCUGUAGUUUAUAGUUGUCUCAUGGCUUCUAGUGCAGCAUUUUGGACACAAGGUUUGUUCUGUAGUGGGCACAGCACUUGGAUGAAAUGUUGACCACGGUACAGUGAGGGGUGCUCAGAGAGCAGAAAUGGGUGGCUCUGACAGCACUUGAAUAGGAGAUCAACUAAUUAGAGUAUAACAGAACUGUGGGCAUUCUUUGUAGCUCUUAAAGGGGACAUAUAUCAGUAAGUCUCAUCUGAGCCAAGGAGGUGGCAGGUAUUGCCCUUAGAACAGAAGGUACAAAGUAGUCACUGAACAUAUUCCAGGCACUGCAUGGUGGGUAAGCUUGCAAAGCCAGUAUCUUUAUGCCUCAGCAGGUGAGGGGAGAGAACAAAGGAAAACAAAAUAUAUGGCAUUUUCUUUUUUUGUCUACUGACUGUAAGAACACUGAUAGUUAAGGGUAGAUUCAGACACCUUUCCUUUGAUAGCUGUCCACAUUGCAACACGUUAGGCCACCUCCCUUCGCACAGGUGGGCACACUAGUAGAAGCUGCUCAGCCCCGUCCUUCUUGUCUGGCUCCUUAAGUGCUCAAGCUGUUAGCAAAACUUGGAUUGCCUGUGUCAUAGUCAUGCUUUUAAUCCCUACAUGCUAUGGAUCCAGGUCGAAUUAUUUCUUGAAGUAAUAAGAAGAUGCAACCUCUUCCUGUAAACCAUUUGCUUUUGAAGUUACUUUCUAGGAUAGUAUUGGAACCACUGAAUCCAUCUAGAAUCCCUGAAGGAAGGAAUCUACCCUCAGGUAGCAGUGUUCUUACACUCAGUAUUUAAAAAAAAAAAAAAAAGAAAUGGCAUACAUUUUGCUUUCUAUUGUUCUGUCCCUCUCAUAUGCUGGGGCAUAUAAAUACAGCUUUACAAACAUACCCAGCAUGCAUUGAACAGAAUACGUUCAAAUUACUGUUUUGUCCCUUCUGUUGUAUGGGCACUCACAACCUGUCAGCUUCUGGCCUUGGGUCCUUGGGUGAGUCUCUGACAUUUGGCCCACCUUCACUGUUGAAAGAGUGUCUGCCAAAUCCAUUGUACUCUUGCAAGUUGAGCUCCUAUUUAGGUGUUAUGAGAGGCACCAUGGGUAAAAAGACAAAAAAAAAAAAAAAAAAAUCAGGGAAUUAUUUAAAAGUGAGAUCAGGCAGUUAUAAAAAAAAACCUGACUAUUUUACCAUUACUCAUGCAAUGCUGAGAACUGCUGUAGCAUUGUUGUACUAGCUCACAGGGCAGAAUUCCACCAGUGUCUUGGGCUGGUGGGUAUGCACAAAUGAGAAGUGGCAAAUUCUGUACAGUUUUAUAAGUACUAUUCAAAUUCUGCUCUGUGCUUAUUUACUGUUUAUUGUGUGGGGCUUUCUCUGCAGUAAUUAUCUAAAUUCACUGUGAACAUUUUAAGAACAGCAAAGGCUUUGCUCAUCUGUUCUUUUUAAGGAUUUUCAGAUGUCUCUCUUGCUUUAUAAUAUGCUUGGGACUUUUUUGGUUCACUUGAUUAUGGCAGAGUAUGAAAGUCCCAUUUUUAACACAGAACCUUUACAAAACAAAAGAAAGCGGACAUAAAAAGGCUGCCUCAACUGGUUUGAUCUAUUCUCCCAUCUUCCUGUCCCAAAGCUUUGGUUCGCUUUUAUUAAGCUCUGUAAUGACCAUUUUCUAUGUAUCCUUUUUAUGUACAGUAUUGAACUAAAAAACAGCAAUGUCAGAGCACAGAACGGUUGCAAAUAACAAUGCAAAUGUUGAGGCUCUUCCAGAGCAUGCAAAGCUCAUGGUGCUGUACUGCUACUAUUGCCACUAAUUUCAAUUCCAGAGGAUUUGGACUAUUUGGAGCUGAAAGCGUAGAGUAGAGGGUUAAACUAUGAGCUGUUAAUGAGCUCCUUUCUGUAGUGCAGGGUAUGAUUCCCUCAGCCUACAUUUGCCUGUUGUGUAACUCCGAGCAAGCCACUUACCAGAUGAUACUCCAAGGUUUGGGUCACCAUUGAAUAGGGGCUCUUAUGCAAGUUGACUUAAUUGGUAUACCGAAAAAAAAUAAGAAGAAAGUGAAUAUCUGAUUCAGUGCUGCCCCUUGUGGUUAGUGAAUGAGUGUGAAUCACAUACAGAUAGCUUGAUGGCAUCAUAAUGCAUGUGCCCUUCUACAUAUGUAGAUACUCAUUGCUGUUGUGCAAUAUCUGAUGGGUCAUGACAGAAAUUCACUAAAUUCCCACAGCAGCGUAUACACAUGAACUUGAAACUUACCUACAUUUAUCUUUAUUCUUACUAUUAUAUCUGAAUAUCUGAGAUGCGUAUUCCUCUCUUAUAGCACCAUUUAUAGAGAUCAGAGAGAUAGAGAGAGAGAGGUACAGUUUUAGGGGAACUCUGCAGGACCCAUUCCAAAGAAUGGGAUAGUAGAAAAUGGUGGAGUGGGGUCUAGCAUAAGCUAGGCCUCAUGUUACAAUAAAUCUCUUAAAAAAUUGUUGUGAAAAACUGCUGAUUCUUGUUUAGAAGAGGCAUUUUCUUUUUAUAUUGUAUUUUAUUCUCUGCCCUUUACAAUAGUAAACCUCAACUAGUAUACACGCUGUUUUUUCUUAGCAUAGCAGAUUAGAUGAUACCUAGAAGGAGUGAUGCCUGUUUUUACUGAAAAAGUUUUCAGUAAUUUUUAAAACACAUAAGAACCAAAAAACAUCAAAUAAUACCACUUUCCUUAAAUGUUAGAGCUAUUUUAGACCAGGAUGAGAGUUUUGAUUGAUAAAUGUUAUUUCUUAAAGUAAUACCUGAGUGGUAAUCUAGGUCUAAUACCAAGGAAAGAUAAAAAAACAUGUAACUGGACCAGUUCAGAGUGUGUUUUGCAGGUAACACUGUGCUAUUUUGAACCACUGUGUUAGUUUAAGGUAUAAACACAUCACCAACAAAACAUGUUAUGGGUUCAAAUACCAAUUAUUAGGUGUGGGUAAUAGUUUGGAGAAACCUUUCCACAGCUGGUGCUCUGGUAUUAGUAACUCAGUUAGUGCCAAAAAGAGGGAUUUUAGUGGUCAAAGGGCAGAACUAAAUAGAGUCAAGGGCUAUGGCUAGCUUCCUAAAUGUAUGUUUUUGUGCGCGGGUGCAAGAGUACAGGUCUUUGUAUCAGUUAAGACAAGCUUGGUGGUUUAAAGCCAUAAUUCAUCCAUCCUUUCAGCACGGCCCGAGAGCAUGAAAAGUACCUACAUUUUGCUGUAGUGCAGUCUAAUUGCAGAUGCUUCGGGCUGCAGAACUGGUGUCAUAUAAUAGUGAUGUAACUCAGCUCCCUAAGAAUUGUGCUGCAACGUCUGCCCAAGUGAGGCUAGCACAGUGCAUAGGAUUGUGUUUUUGUCGAAACAUGAGCGAUGCUCCUCUGGUUUAACAUUAAGGAGUGCCUUUUUCCUCUUCCUUUCUCAGCCCCCUUUCAUUAUAUCCAGAACAAGACUAGUGCUGAGCAGUUCUGUUUUAAUCACAGAAGACUUACAGUGGGGACUGUCAAUCAAUGCUUAUUAUAAUUGUUUUUUAUCAAUGGUGCCAUGCAGUAAGUAAUAAGAUAGCAAUACUUUUAGCAAAAAAUAAAACAAUAUUUUCAAGACAUACCAAAGGGCUACAGCAAGUCUUCGUUUUCAUCUUCCUCUUUCUCUGUUAUGAUCUGUCAUAUCAGUAAUAUAUAUCUAUGCCAUUUUGUUUUUCAUAUUACAUUAACAUGAUAUUUAAAAAAAUGACUGCAGCUUAAUAGAAAGAUAAUGCUUUUUAAACCAAAGAUUUGUUUACUGUCAUAUUUAAAUUUUUAUUUAGCAUAAUAAGUGAAUAAGUGGACAUUAACAAUGAAGUGUAAAUAAUAUACAUGUCAUUGGGCAGAAUGGGGGAUUGAGUUUGUUUAUAUUCAUACAGACUUUGCUUUGUCCUGCGUGAUAGAAGUUUAGUUUUUUCAUUCCUUCUUUUUAUGAAAUGUAAUAUUUUUACUUGAUAUUUAAGGGAAAAAAAAUGCUUCCUGUUCCAUGUCAGUAACCAAAUAUGCAAACAUGAAAAAUAUUGAAGAAAAAUUAAAUGUUGCUCUGAUUUUCUUUUUUAAUUUGAUUGCUAGGGAUUAAGUAAUCGAUUAACUGUGUGGACAGGCUGCUGCUAACAAACUGUUUCCAACAACAUCUUAGGCCAGGGGCAGAUGAAAUAAAUGAAAGGCUUAUUAGAGCUGCAACAUUAGUAUGUGAGCAAAACUGAUUGUGCUAAAUAUUUCUUUAACAUAAAAUAAUUUCAAAGCAACUAACAUGUAUGAAGAUGUAACGUAUUCUUAAGCAAACUGAUAACCUUAGGGGGAAAACAGAAAAAAAAAGACUUUAAUAUUUGAUUGCAAUGUCAGCAUUUCAAUUGUUAAAAAUAGAAAAUAAGGGCACGAUAUUUGUCUUUAUUAACUAAUGUAAAACAGUAAGCUACUAAAUAGUUUUUGAAUCACUGAUUCUCAAUAAACUGGUACAGAUUUUUUUGUUUUUACUAUUGUGCAAGCUCAUAAAAUAGGAGUUGCUAUGUGUUCAUAAAGUUUCAGAGAUAGGUAUCUCAGGUCAAAAGAAGCUCAUGCAUUCCACUAAAUAUAAAUAAGAAAAUGCAAGAGCAUUAUUCAAAUAAUUCGUAUUUAUAUGGACAGUCUGAUUUUAUAUAUCAGUGUGACCAGAGAUGCUUUGAUGCCUACAAUGGGAAACAACAAUGUCAAUAAAGAAUAUAAUUGCAAAAGAUAGUUUAUUUGUUUUGGCCAUCAUGACCUGAGUGUAGCUGUUUUGUGAUCAGUGGACAUAACUGUGAUCACAAAAUGGUGCAUCUGCCAAAUAGGAUGGACUUUUAAAAGUUCUAAAAGUUGUAAAAAAAAGCCUGCUGAACUACUUGAUGUGAGAGGGCUGCUGCUCUACACCCCUUUUACUUAUGAAUAAAGCUCUGAGAUCACGUGUUUCAGAGAAAGGAGAAAUCCUUAAGAUACCACAAUCUCAAUCUGUGAAAACAAAAUCCAGUAAUCAAACACUCUAGUGAUCACACAUUAGAGUGCAAAAUUCAAGAACCACACACUAGUGAUCAUACAUUAAAGUGUAAAAUCCCUAAACCACACACUAGCGAUCAUACAUUAUAGGGUCAUAGGAGGUUACUAGGCUAAUGGCCCUGGGGUCCUUACAAGCAUAGCCAAGAGUUUAUCUCCAAAA